Molecule: messenger RNA, 702 nt
Organism: Alternaria atra
Lineage: Eukaryota; Fungi; Ascomycota; Dothideomycetes; Pleosporales; Pleosporaceae
Exons: 1
Coding region: 1-702 (233 amino acids)
Biological process (GO): 'de novo' pyrimidine nucleobase biosynthetic process; pyrimidine ribonucleoside biosynthetic process; pyrimidine nucleotide biosynthetic process
Cellular component (GO): cytoplasm
Molecular function (GO): orotate phosphoribosyltransferase activity
Source: RefSeq, a predicted model, not a curated record
AUGUCGCUCCCAGAAUUCAAACAAAACUUCCUCAAGGACUGCGUGUCAGCCGGUGCUCUCAAGUUUGGCACUUUCACACUCAAGUCCAAGCGCAUAUCACCCUACUUCUUCAAUGCAGGACUGUUUCACAGAGCCGAUUUGCUACGCUCCAUAUCCUCAGCGUAUGCGCACACUCUCAAGGCACAUGGCGAAUCAGACCCUUCGUUCCAAUGGGAUAUUCUUUUUGGGCCAGCCUACAAGGGCAUUCCUCUAGCAGCAGCAUCAGUCGACAAGCUCGCCGAUCUGGAUCUUGCCAAGUACGGACAGAAGAGCUACAGCUUCAACCGUAAAGAAGCCAAGGACCACGGUGAAGGUGGAAACAUUGUUGGUGCAAGUCUAAAGGGAAAGAAGAUUGUUAUCGUUGAUGAUGUCAUUACUGCUGGUACUGCCAUCAGGGAGGCUAUUGAUAUCAUCAAGAGGGAAGGCGGAGAGCUGGUCGGCAUUAUCGUUGCUUUUGACAGGCAAGAGAAGACACCCACUCCCAAUGACGAGGAUGGGAAACCAGGCCCCAGUGCCAUCGGUGAAGUUAGGAAGCAGUACGGCAUCCCGGUUUUGGCUAUCUUGACGCUUGAUGAUGUUGUCGAGUAUCUGAGGAGUCUGGGCGGAGAGGAGGAUUUGAAGAGGCUGGAUGAGUACCGGGAGAAGUACAAGGCGAGCGAUUAG